Mugil cephalus (flathead mullet) is the source of this 825-nucleotide messenger RNA. Its product is annotated as selenoprotein H-like. The transcript has 5 exons. The record is from RefSeq and is a predicted model, not a curated record. NCBI's taxonomy places the organism in Eukaryota, Metazoa, Chordata, Actinopteri, Mugiliformes, Mugilidae. Gene Ontology annotation, cellular component: Golgi apparatus.
GCCAUAAUGAAUGUGGCAUGUCUGUCCUGUAAACUCAUAGACAUACAGAAAUCUUUCUUAUUAAUGGUUUCGUCCGUCCAUAUGGAAACCCUUUCAACAACAUAAUGGUACGGUCGACGUACGCACGCGCGAAAGUUUUGUAACUGCAAUGGCGUCCAAAGCAGGUCGUCGAGGGACGAAGCGCAAAGCUGCGGAGGUGGAGCAACCAUCCACAGAAGAGAAGAAGGACCGAGCAGGAGAGGAGGAGACCGGCCAGGAAGGUCCAAGGGUGGUUAUUGAACACUGUAAAAGCUGACGAGUGUAUGGGCGUAAUGCUGAGGAGGUGAAGUCAGCCCUCCUGGCAGCCCGCCCUGGACUGACUGUGGUCCUCAACCCUGAGAAACCACGCAGGAACAGCUUUGAGGUUACUCUGCUGGAUGGAGGCAAAGAAACAUCCCUGUGGACUGGAAUAAAGAAGGGUCCACCUCGUAAACUGAAGUUUCCUCAACCAGAUGUUGUAGUUGCUGCCCUGCAAGAGGCUGUGGAGGUGGAGACCAAGUGAAGCUGAGCUUUCAGGAGAUGUGGCCAGUCGAAGCAGAAUGAUGAGGAGAGACCAAGGAGACAAGUUCUCAGUCCCUCCUCUGAUGAGCCAGGCUUCAAGUGCUGACAUCUUCUGGAUACACGGCGCCACCUGGUGGAGCAUCUCUGAUAUACAUUCCUCAGAUGCACAGUCUUGCGUCUUCGUUUCAUUUGUUUUUUCCUCGGUUUCUCUCUCUCUUUUUUUUUUUUUGUUUUGUUUUGUUUGUGAUAUUAUCACUGAUUUGUUCAAUAAAGACAUUGAAAGUU